GAGCACAGCACCAGGAUAUGCCGCCCAGCCCGGAGCAGGAAGGGGUAGGACCUGCCUUGUGGGUGGCCUCUGCGCACAGGCUCCUCUCCAGACACGGUUCUCCUGGUGCACAAUGACAUCUCACUGCCUCUGUCUUGGCCUGACACCACUGGUUCUGCUCUGCUGCCUGCCCCUGGUGCACCCAGACCCAUGCGGCCUGAGCAUCGUGCCCAAGGACCUGGCGGUAGCGUUUGGGGGUGACGUGGUUCUGAACUGCACCAGCACGUGCUCCAGUCACACCAGCCUGGGCUGGGAGACGUCGGUGCCGAAGGUGACGAAGGAGGGAACCGGCUGGAUGUCUCUGCACAUCUCCAACCUCAGAGAGUGGGACCUAAAGCCCCUGUGCUUUGUCAGCUCCACGGACAUCACCGAAAAAGCCAGGCUCCACGUGUACCGAUUCUCACCCCCUGAGAUCCACCUGGGAGCCGAGAUGGUGGCUGGUCACCAGGAGCGAAUCACCUGCAACGUCUCCAGCCUUGUGUCCGGCUCCGUCCCCUCCGACAUCAACAUCACCCUGAGCAGCGGGGGCAGCACCCUCAGCGAAAGCGGUGGCAGCCCGGCCGUGGGGUACAGCUUCGUGGCACAGCCCACGCAGCACGGGCAGGAGAUUGUGUGCCAGGCCUGGCUCCGCGUGGGCCACCAGGUGCUGAGUGACAGCGCCAGGGCCACCCUGCACGUCUGGGCCCCUCCCCACAGCGUGAAGGUCUCCGUGGAGCGGCUGCAGUUCGGGGUCGGCGCUAACUUCACGGUGUGGUGCAGCGCCGAGGGGAACCCCCCACCCAAGCUGCGCUGGGAGCUGCCCUCCAACGCCAGCGUGGAGCUGUCUGACCGCGGCCAGACGGUGACCGUGCGCUCGGCUCAGCGUGCCCACAAUGGGACCUACCGGUGCCUAGCACAGAACAGAUACGGGACCAGCUCGGGGCACAUCGAUGUCCUCAUCGAAGUCUCCACAGUUCCCCGAAGGUCCUGGAUUGUGAUAGUCGCAGUUGUGCUGGGGGUGACUGUGGUUCUCGGCAGCGUAGCCCUGGGAGUGUGGUGGCUUAUGAGAAAAUGAUUCAUGACAUCUUAGCUGUGGUCCAGGGCUGCCCCCCGCCCGCCCGCAGUGGGGAGGGCAACUCAGGGAAGGGGGAAGAACUGGGCAGUGAUGGGCCUGAAUCUUUGGGUGAGGACAAGGAGCCCAGAGGUGUCUGAGCCCGAAGCCCUCACCCCAGGGGACUGGUUCCUGGGGCGGGUGGGGUCACGGCCCUUUCCCUGAUGUGCCCCGGCUGGUGGGCUGGGACCAAGCAGAGGAGCCGAGCUGGGCCGCAGCUCUCCAGGGUGUCUAGCCCUGGUGCUUGUGUGCGUGUGUGUGUGCAUGUGCCUGUGUGCGUGCACAUGAGUGUGAAUGUGAGUGUGCAUAUGUGUGCAUGUACAAUCCUUUCUUCGGUGCCCUGGGACUGUUACAUUUACAGUGAGUCCAGUCCAGACGCCCGGGUAACCCCAUGCUCCCUCCCACCCAGUGGCUGUCAUUGGUUCCACAUGGUUUUGAGGGUCUCAAAUAAACUGACUGCCUGGG
This is a messenger RNA of Gopherus flavomarginatus (Mexican gopher tortoise), 1594 nucleotides long. RefSeq names its product hemicentin-2-like. The record is from RefSeq and is a predicted model, not a curated record. Lineage: Eukaryota; Metazoa; Chordata; Testudines; Testudinidae. Gene Ontology annotation, biological process: cell adhesion. The coding region runs from base 113 to 1093 and encodes 326 amino acids. Gene Ontology annotation, molecular function: integrin binding. The transcript has 5 exons.